UUUUAGACUUUUAAUCUAUCACCUUUUUUAUUUAUUAAAUUUUUAAUAAAAAUUUGAAAGAAUAAUUAUUUUUGUCUACAGAGUAUGGAUAAUAAGGAAAACGUCCGAACUUUAGUGAUGCUAUAUGAGCAGCAGCCCUGCUUGUAUAUUACAAAAUGUGCUGAUUAUCAUAAUAAAAAUUAAUGUGAUCAAGCACUGAAAACAAUAUGUAAUAAUUAUCAGGAAAUAACGAAUGAAUCAAUAACAGUUGAUGCAGUAAAAAAAAAUUAAUAACUUGCGAUCUCAAUAUUUGGAUCAAGUUAAUAAAAUUCGGCAAUCAAAAAUGAGUGGAGCUUCAACAGAUGAAGUAUACAAGCCUACGUGGUGGUUAUUUGAAGAUAUGUCAUUUUUGAGUGCUCAUGUUGCAGCCAGAUCAGGCAAAUCUUCAUUAAUAGUAAUUGCAAAGAAUAUAUAUUGUUAUUAUAAAAAUUGUAAUUUUCAAACUACAUAUUUUAAUUCUAAUUUAUUGCAGCAUUCUAAUAAACAAUCUGAUGUGCCACCUACAAACGUCACGAAUAUAAUAAAUGAUUCGUCGGUGGAAGAGUUGCAAUACACAGAAAUAUGUGAUCUUAUUAACAAAAAUAAUGGUAAUAAUAGUUAUACACACAACAUACACGCACCUGUUAAAGACUAUGACAAUAAUAGUCAUUCGCCUACUUUCUCAGGAUCCAGUUCAAGCAAAUUAUCAAGUCGUACAGAACGUAACAAGAAAAAAAAAGAAGUAGAAACGUCAGAUGCUAGACUAAAUUUUUGGAAAGCUGCAUCUCAAACAUUAAUAAAUAUAUCUGAUGAUAAUGAUAAUGUCACAGAUGGAAUACAUCACUGGAUUCUAUAUUUGGAAAGCGAAUUACGUAAAAUAAAAGACAGAAAACGAUUGAAGCGAUUGCAAAGAAAAAUUAUUGAUUUAAUAGACGAUGAAGAUAAUUAAAAAAAAACAUGCAUAUAUAUCUAUUAUUUUUAAAAUAAUUAUUUUUAUUUUAACGCAAUAUUUAUAAUAAUAGAUGUUAUUUGAAGACUUAUUACUGUUUAAGUAAUACUCGUUUUAUGCCAAAGUUAUGAUAAAUACUUACUAUCUUAUAUUUUGCCAUAUUAUAUUCAUGAAGUAAUAUUAACUCAUUAACGUCCAAGCGCACGCAUUUUUACAUAAUUUUCAGACACUUUAUUUGUAAUGUUAAAGUCCUAUAAAAAAUUUGAAAAGUAUCGUUGCUUACGUGAAAUUUUAUGCUCUUUCAGAAUCCAUUGUCAAAAUUUGUGUAAAAAAUAGUCUAAAAAAAGUUAUAACGGGUUUUAAGUAAAAAAAUAUGAAACUCUUUUUGCAACCAUCGGUGCACAAAAUAUUUGUACUUUACGGGUAUAUUUUUAAAAUUUGUUAAAAUUGUAAUUUUGUACAUCGUACAAAUAUUUUAUACAUCGAUGGUUGCAAAAAGAGUUGGAGUUUCCUUUUUCGAUGUGAAAAAUAAAUAUUAGAAAAAGUUUUUGUGAUUUUUUUGUAUUUUUGGAUUUAAAACCCGUCAUAUCUUUUUGGCACUAUUUUUUACACAACUUUUGAUAAAAGAUUCUAAAAAAGUAUAAAAUUUUACGUAAGAAAUAAUAGUUUUCAAAUUUUUUAUAGACCUAUAACGUUGCAAAUAAAGUCGUUAAAUAUUAUAUUGAAAAUGCUUGUGCUUGGACGUUAAUGGGUUAAAUUUAUGAUAAAAUUAUAAAUCGAGUACAUUAUAUGCAAAAAGUUAUGUUUAUUAUAAAAGUUUAUUAUUUAUUUUGAAUUAUUAAAAUUUUUACACACGCAACAUACACUACAAUUUACUAUAUAUUAUACAUAUAUACUAUGUACUAUAAUACAUACUAUUAUUAAAUACAUACAUAAAAUUAACUGUUAUGUUAUCUACUGUGUGCCAAUUAAUAAAAAAAUAUUGAAUAUAAA
Monomorium pharaonis (pharaoh ant) is the source of this 1960-nucleotide messenger RNA. RefSeq lists its product as uncharacterized. Bases 323 to 967 code for a protein of 214 amino acids. The transcript is spliced from 2 exons. Lineage: Eukaryota; Metazoa; Arthropoda; Insecta; Hymenoptera; Formicidae. The record is from RefSeq and is a predicted model, not a curated record.